This is a messenger RNA of Fusarium keratoplasticum, 4323 nucleotides long. Its product is annotated as SGNH-hydro domain-containing protein. The transcript is spliced from 2 exons. Gene Ontology annotation, biological process: lipid metabolic process. The record is from RefSeq and is a predicted model, not a curated record. NCBI's taxonomy places the organism in Eukaryota, Fungi, Ascomycota, Sordariomycetes, Hypocreales, Nectriaceae. Bases 1 to 4323 code for a protein of 1440 amino acids. Gene Ontology annotation, molecular function: phosphatidylcholine lysophospholipase A1 activity; phosphoric diester hydrolase activity.
AUGGCGUCUAAGAAGCCAUGGAGCGCCUUCGCCCUGGCGAUGGUGCUCAUGGCCAACUUGUUACCACUGGCAGCAGCGCUCCCGAAUCUCCGUAUCAUGCCCCUUGGAGAUUCCAUCACUAAAGGGAGUGGCUCCAGUGGUAUCGUUGGUUACCGAGGCCCCCUCCGUCGCAAACUCCUGAGCCAAGGCAAGGACGAUGGAAUUACCGUCGACAUGAUUGGCAGUCUUACAGACGGCAAUAUGCCUGACAACAACCACGAGGGCCAUAGUGGAAGGUACCUAGACGAGAUCAACACGUACUGGAAACUAUCCAUCAAAGCCCGCCCCAACUUAGUUCUUAUCCAUGCCGGCACAAACAACAUGGAUAAGAACCGUGACCUUGAUAUUGCCCUCGAUAUCUACCGGAAUAUGAUCGACGGCAUAUUUACCGAAGCCCCCGAGGUCACCAUCCUUAUUGCCCCUAUCAUCUGGGCCAAUAAGCCGGCCAUGCAAGUCAACACCGACCACUUUAACCCGCAACUCGAGGCCCUGAUCAAGUUGAGGCAGCAGCAAGGAAAGCGCAUCCUUCCUGUGCCCAUUGACAUCGGCCCUGGUGACCUCUGGGAUGAGAAGCACCCCAACGACCAGGGCUACGAGAAGAUGGCCAAUGCUUGGCUCAAGGCUAUCCUGGAAGCCGACUCUCGCGGAUAUCUGAAAAAGCCCGUCGCCAUGACCGACGACGACGCCCCGAACACGGGUAUCGGAAACUCGGCCGACGGCGGCUCCGAAAUCGGCGGCUCUCACGGCAAGAUCUGGGAGAAGAAGGGCACUAUCUUUGAGGGUUUCCGCACCUGGGAAACCGUCGGCACCAUCGCGGCUGCGGCCGAGAACGGCAGCCGUGACAAGCUGAUUCUGGCUGACCUCAACGGCGAUGGCAUCUCUGACUACGUCCUUGCCGAUAACGACGGCACGGUUCGGGCCUGGAUCAACAGCGGCAAGCCCAACUCCUGGACGAGCCUCGGAAAGGUUAACCCGAGCUGGAGCUCUAUCAAGGGUGAUAUGGUCCGGAUGGCCGAUGUCGAUAAUGACGGCAAGGCAGACCUGAUUGUUCUGUACUCGGACGGCGCAGCAAAGGUCUGGAAGAAUAUAGACAACGGCAAGAAGUUUGAAGCCCUUGACUCCAAGUGGGCUACAGGUCUGGCGUCGUCAGAAAAGGUUCAUUUUGAGGAUAUCGAUGGUGACGGAUAUGCCGACUACGUCAUCGUUUACAGCGGUGGCGGCGUCAGAUGGGCGCGCAACACGCACAACAACGGCAAAGAUAGCAGCAAGAAGAACUGGGAGAAUGACGAAGCUAUCGCCCCUGGCCCCGCUGGCAUGCCAGAUAACAGGGCCAGAAUUCGCGAUAUCGACGGCGAUGGCAAGUCUGACUACCUGGUUGUCUAUGAUGGCGGUGCCGUCAAGGCCUGGCGCAAUACCAUUGGAGACGGUGGCACUGAUAACAACUGGGCCGACCUGGGUACCAUUGCGCCCGGCGUGUCGGGCGUUACUGGAAACAUGAUCCGUUUUGCGGACAUGGACGGCGACGGCUUGCCCGACUUCCUCGCGGUUGCUGAUGACGGAAGCAUCCGUAUGUGGAAGAACUUGGGCAUCGCUGGCACUAAGGGCGCCAGCCUCCGGUUUGCCGAUCUGACUGGCGAUGGCAAGGAUGACAUUAUCUCUGUCGAUGCCAAGGGCCGGGCUCGCGCUUGGACUAACAAGGGCGUGGAUAAGUGGGAGUCGAUGGGUGAGAUCGCGCCUGGCCUCGAUGAGGACCUUUCGUCGGCACGCAUCGAGUUUGCCGAUGUCAACGGUGACAAGAAGGCUGACUACCUUGUCAUCUACGGCGGAGGGGCAGUCAAGGCCUACCUGAAUAAUGGUAACCUCCCCAACCCCGGGAACAGUCGCAUCUGGCAGAAUCCCAUUACCCUCUCGCCUGGCGUUGGAGAACCUGGUAGCAAGGUACGCUUUGCAGACCUCAAUGGAGAUGGCUUUGACGACUUCCUCAUCCUCUACGACGGCGGAGCGGUCAAGUGCUGGCUCAACAACAAGAACGUGCCGCCUAAGGGUGGCGAGCGCAUCUGGGGGGAAGGCCAGAUCGUGGCAACAGGCGUCGGCGAGCCAGGUAGCAAGAUCAGGUUCGCCGAUCUCACAGGCGACGGUAAGGCCGACUACAUCGUCCAGUACGAUGGAGGCGCCGCAAAGGCCUACCGCAACCUGGGUAAAAUCGGUACCAGUCAAAGUGGGCGGAAAUGGAGCCUCAUUGGUACGGUUGCUACCGGAGUUAGCCCCCAGGGACCUGUCUACUACGCCGACAUCAACGGAGACAAGAAGGCCGACUACCUCGUUGCUUUUGACGGCGGCGCUGUCAACGCAUAUAUCAACUCAUACGACUGGAUCCCAGAUGAAGGGGAAGACGAUGGCAAGGACGACGAUGACGAGGAUGAUAAUGACAAUGACACCAACAAAUGUACCCCAGCCCCCAAGACAUACAGUAAGAAGCAGAUUGAUCGCGUGGGCGAGUACAUGGAUUGGGAAAAAAUGGAGUGGACAAAUUCGGCCAUCGUGGGCGUGCAAUACGUCACCAUCGUCAACCUCACUCCACACAAGUUCAUUUACGACGUCGACGGCUCCAACUCUUACCAGAUGACCAACUGGGACUUUGCCGACAUCCCUCAGGGCAAGGCGCGGCAGAACGCCGUGGAAUACUCGUCCACGGCGGGGAACAAGGUGGACAGCAAGGGAGAGGCCUAUUACAGCAUUGACGGUACACGCGACAAGUUCGUGGUACGCGUCACCAACCACGAGUUCGCACUCUACCCCAAACGGAUUGUUUUCGACCUGAACGACAUGGGAGCUGGUUCAAGAGAGUAUAACUGCCCCCAGGUGGAAACACCUGUCACUCUUGUCAUUACGGGCAGCGCCGACUACGAGCAUGGGUACAUUACAUCACUAGUACACGGUGGAGCAGGCUGGAUGCAGAGCAUCAAGGACGUUAUCAAGGACCGCCGCCUGAAUGAGAUUGUAAUUCCAGGAACUCACGAUGCCGGCAUGACCAGGAUCAGCAACGGCCUGCUAUCUCUUGGCUCGGCGGACAACACACAAACCCAAAACCUCAAUAUCAAAGGCCAGCUAGAGGCCGGAUCGCGUUGGUUCGAUCUCCGAAUUGCCUCGGUACACAAGCCAGGCAAUGACAACUACGACUUCUGGGCCAUUCACGUGAACAAGGAGCUUGGCAACCCGGCGAUAGGAGCAGCAGGCGAGAAGUUGAGCGAGGUCAUAGACGAGAUCAACGAAUUCACCAGCAAGAACCCCGGCGAAGUUAUCAUCCUCCAGACCCGGGCACUGAUGGGUCUUUACCAAUCCCCAAGAGGCCCUAUCCUCUGGGAUGACGGCCUGAAGGAGGACUUUUUCGACAAGCUCAGACGGAUCAAUAACCGUUGCCCGAACCUGAAUCACGAAAACAGCUUUGAGACUUACAAGAUGGGCACUUUGAUGGGCCAGAACAAAGGCAAGGGAUGCGUCCUCAUCUUUCUGAACACGGGGAAUCUCGAGGAAAAGAUUGAAGAGAAAGACCGCAUUUCAGAGAAGGACGGUAUCUACAACAAGGAUUCCAUGAAGUUGACUGAUGCAUGGCCGAACAAGAAAAACACUGAAGAUAUGGCCGAGUGGGCGGUGACCGAGUGGAAGAAAGAAAAGACCGACAUGUACAUUGGCCAGUGGGUGGUCACAGCCAACUAUGCUCCUGGCGGUGAGACGCGCUCCAUUUUGCAGACCUCUGUCCUUGCCACAAACCCGGCACUGUACUGGCGCGGCGUCAACGAGAUGUCGCCCACAGCCUUUCCCAACGUGCUGCUGGUCGACUACAUCGGCAACGUGCUCCUCAACGUGAAUGAGCCAGAUUGGGAUGACCUCAGCGCUGAGAUGCAGGUCCUCGCAAUCGGGCUCAACCUGUACAUGAUCAGCGAGAACUGCAAGAUCAACUCGCAGCGACCGCCGCUUCUCCCCAGAGACUCCAAGUCUUCGAGGCUUGCUAGUGGUCGGGGCAAGGCCAAGUCGUGGAACGGCGUCGUCUUUGCCAACGGUACCAGGUUUGACCAGCCAAUCUCUGGACGACGUCUUGGGUGCUCCAAGACUCUCCUCAAGGGCACUGUGUUCGAGAAUGGAACAGUACUGGAUCGGGAUGUGCCGAACCCGAGAUGCCAGCCGGUGAAGGCACAGGCACCUAAUGCUACUUUGCCAAGCUUCACUCCAACUCCAAGGGCAAUCCGACGGCGAAAGAGAGCUUCUCUGUCUGUCACGGCUUGA